Molecule: messenger RNA, 3498 nt
Organism: Anolis sagrei ordinatus
Lineage: Eukaryota; Metazoa; Chordata; Lepidosauria; Squamata; Anolidae
Gene: NSG2
Product: neuronal vesicle trafficking associated 2
Biological process (GO): endosomal transport; G protein-coupled dopamine receptor signaling pathway; clathrin coat assembly
Cellular component (GO): membrane; endosome
Molecular function (GO): clathrin light chain binding
Source: RefSeq, a predicted model, not a curated record
GCGCCGCCACCGCCGCCCCAGAUCCGGAGCGCUCCUGUGCCGCAGACGCGGGAUCGAGCUUCUCUCUCUCUCUCUCUCUCUCUCUCUCUCUCUCUCUCUCUUUCUCUCUCUCUCUCUCUUCUCUCCCGCCCUCCUUUCCUUUCCUCCCUCUCUCCCUCUCCCUGAUUCACUCGCAUUUGGAAGCAGCCGGCAGAAGAGCCAAGCGCUGUCCUUUCAGCACCAUCCGGGAAAAGCCGAGGAAAGCAGCGCCGCCUCCGCCGCUACGCCCUCGAUCCCUCCCGCGCCUCUGCCUUCGCCCCGCCGUAGCCUCGAGUCUGGAAAGUAAGGUCUAAGGAUGGUGAAGCUGGGGAGCAAUUUGAAUGACAAGACCAAGCAGCAGCCGUCCAACGAGGACGGCUUUCAGACCGUCCCUUUGAUAACGCCCUUGGAAGUAAACCAUUUGCAGUUCCCGGCUCCAGAAAAGGUGAUUGUGAAAACAAGAACAGAAUAUCAGCCAGAUCAGAAGAACAAAGGAAAACUCAGGGUGCCCAAAAUUGCUGAAUUCACAGUCAGUUUCACUGAUGGUGUAACAGAAAGAUUAAAGGUCACUAUUCUCAUCAGUUUGGCUCUUGCAUUCCUCGCCUGCAUAGUGUUCCUUGUGGUAUACAAAGCUUUUACCUAUGACCACAGUUGCCCAGAUGGAUUUGUUUAUAAGCAUAAGCGAUGCAUCCCAGCCUCCCUGGAUGCUUACUAUUCAGCUCAGGAUUCCAACUCCAGGGGCAGAUUCUACACUGUCAUCAGCCAUUACAGCAUGGCCAAACAAACCAGCUCGCGGUCUGUAUCUCCCUGGCUUUCCUCAGGAUCGGUAAACCAUGAGCCCAAGGCUACCAAGACAGAAGCCCAUUAAAGCCAUUUGGUGGCCUUGGGGAUGGCGGGGAAUGGGAAAGACAACAUGCUGUCUUUGUCGCAUUGCCGUGGUUUGAAGAAGGCACCCGUGCUUUCAGUGCAACAAGAAUAAACUUAACUCCAAGUGCAGGUGUCAUCUUAAUGGAUAUUUCUCCUUUUCUCUCUCUCACUCACUCUCGCUCUCUUUCUCUCCCUCCUUUUCUCUUUUCCUCUUACUCUUCCCCUUCCCCUUUUGGUGCAUUGUUCUCGUUAAUUUGUAACUAAGUCAAGAUCUUGUACAAAGGCAUGUUAGGUGUUCAUUAUAUCUUACAAUGUACAAAUAUUUUUAAAACCAUUGCUUAAUAUUUGUUAAGAAAAUAAAAACAAAAAACACCAAAAAAAGUCAAUCUAGAGAACAUUCACAAGGAAGGAGAAGAAAUGGCAAACAGAAUUCCACCGGACCUACUUGGCCGAGAAGAUGGAGCCCCAGAAUGUAUAUUGAUGGUGUUGGUGGGGGAUACCAUGGCAUUUGUUUCUUGGAAUAUAGGGUGAAAAAGAAACUUAGUCCACAUUGGGAGGGAUACUUUUUAAUAGACAUUUAUUUCACCCAGAUAUAGUACACAAUGGGCUGGACAAAUGCCCACAAUGCACUUUGCCCGGUCCAGUGUUUCAUUGUUACUCAGAAACAUGUGAUGCUGUCCCUUGCAUUAAAAUAAGUGGGAAAGCCCUUGUAAACAAGGGAGUUCAUAUCUACAGUGGAGCAUUCUGCACUGAACCACUGAACCAUGGUUACUAUUCUGUGGUUGCUUGCUUGUUUUUACUGAGAGAAAUUGCCAUGGAUACACACAAGUUGGGAUUUUUGACUGCCAACUGAAUUUUAGAUACAUGUUCUCUACUCCCAAAGGUGAGUGGCAAAUCCCAGAAAGGGCAUUCCAAGGUUUAACUAAUUGAAUGAAGAAUUCUGAAAAAUUACUUUUUUGGACUAUAAAAUAAUACCAUCACUCUCAGAAAUACUGGUUAUACUAGAUGAGAAAUUCUAAGAGAUACUGUCUAAAAUUUAAUUUUUCUAAACUGUUUCAAAGUGACAAUUCUUUAACUUAUUAAAGCACACUUAAGAUUAGAUGGAGCAAGAGCUGGGGGAGACAUAUCUCUAUUAACUGCCACCUUCUGCUCCAUUGUGGGCAAUAUUAUGAAGAGACUUUAGCCCAGAAACCAGCAUAUUCUUAGUAGCUUACAAUGAAGAGUCACUGAACAUAAUCCAAUAGUGUAUCCCUAGAAUAUUUGGAUGUACAGCUGGAAUAUGUUGUUCCCUCUUCUAUAGGCCCUCACCCAUGGAAACUCCCCAUUACUUUAUAGUAACUUUGAAGGUGGUAUGUAGUUUAAUAUGGAGCUGCUGUGGAAUUAAAAAAAGCAGAAACCUUCAUGUGUAUUUGUAUGCAGCCAUGUAUAUACAUGUGAUAUUUAUCAUGCUGGAUCACAGAUUCCUUGGAUGAUUUCGGCAGCUUUUCCCCUACCACUGUAAGUUACAAAACCAAAUCCUCAAUACGUCCUGUCACCAUGAUGGUGUGAAUGAUAUAUAGGAACAUUUGUCCUUUGCCAUUUGCCCUCCCACAGAAACAUUCUAUGUGUAAGAAGAAAUCAAGUAUACACACUGCUUUGUGAAAGAUGGAGCAAAUUUUUAUUUUGCAAUGACAGCUUGAUCUAGGAAGAUGUCGUGUAGGAGGUUCGAGUCUAUAAACAAUUCUUACAGCUCCUAUUACAGCUCCUAGAAACCCCAGUCAGCAUGGCUGAUGAACAUGACAACUGAGAGAUUCUGGGAUUGUUUGUCCAGGCUAGUAAUGUGUAUUCAGCAGAGAGAGCUCUUUUCCAUCUAGAAUGAAAAACUUUAUUGGGAUGAUUCAAAUCACCCAUAUAUUUCUGAUCAGCAAUACAUACACAUGUAUAUGUGUGCCUGCAUACCCAUUGUUGACUGGGGAGGUGUUGUGUGUCUUUAAAACUUCUUCCUUUUGCAAGGUUGAUUAGUUGCAGUUUCACCUUCAAUUUCACAAAGAACCAAGGGCACCAUCUCCCAAGCAUGGUUUGUUAGAAAUAACAUUUGUGUUAAUAGAUUUUGCUUAGGAGUGGUCAGGCAGAACAGUACUCAGCGAAUUAUGCCUCCAUUAAGCAAAUUAAAUUAAAUUUGAAUACAAAGAAGAACUGGAUGAAAGCCAAUCAAAGUGUUACUGAAUGUAAGUCACAUAGACUCUAAAACUGGGCAUCUGAUUUAUGUCAAGCAUUUAUAUUUUGUUUGCCAAAAGAAGAGACAACUCAUUUUGUAGAAGUUGAAGGUCAAAGGGAUUAAUGAUAAAUGGUUGUAUUAUGUAGCCAAACUGUAGUGCCAAAUCUCAUUGUCUAACUCUUUUCCCCUUUCUCUUCCCCCAUUCUUCUUCAUACUUCACCUGUAAAUCCAUUUCUCACCUGAAAUGUACAAAUACAUUGGAAAAGAAAACAAUGCCCAGAACAAUAACUGGACAAUUUAUAAUUUUGUGGUGUAUUGUAUGUCAGUAGGUAGAAGAGACUGAAGUAUUUUUGGUGUAGUUCUUGACCUUUUCUGACAGGACAAAUAAAGCUAGAUGUGUCUGAGCGUCUCAGCCA